Molecule: messenger RNA, 5269 nt
Organism: Cottoperca gobio
Lineage: Eukaryota; Metazoa; Chordata; Actinopteri; Perciformes; Bovichtidae
Gene: acsl3b
Product: acyl-CoA synthetase long chain family member 3b
Exons: 15
Coding region: 387-2522 (711 amino acids)
Biological process (GO): neuron differentiation; long-chain fatty-acyl-CoA metabolic process; long-chain fatty acid metabolic process
Cellular component (GO): endoplasmic reticulum; lipid droplet; plasma membrane
Molecular function (GO): long-chain fatty acid-CoA ligase activity
Source: RefSeq, a predicted model, not a curated record
ACAGAGAAAUGUCCUACGUCAUUCCAUAGCUUCCGGGCUGGUAGAACUGGCCCGGUGAUGCUCAAAUUUACAAUUUCACUUAAUUUGACAUUCGUAAUAAUAACAGACUAGCAGUUGUAAUUUAUAACCAAACACACCCUGAUAGUAGAUGAUACAAAUAUAAUGUCAGAGCUUGGGUUACAACGAUAAAGAGACUUGAUCCAAUCCUGCUGCGACUCAGACAUAGCGGCUGAGAAAAGAGUGCUAGAAUUUACUGCAAAAAAGAACGACUGCCUGCAACCUUCAGCCACAGCAGCAAGUCAUAAUUUGUAAAGCGCAGUGACGUGUGCAGUGCCCCAUUGCUUGUCUGGUUUAAUUUAUCUCCAGCACAGACUUCAUCCUCAAAAAUGAAGUUGAAGGAGGAUAUGAACCCCCUGCUGCUGCAGGUCUUCCGCUCUGUUGUGUGGGUCUACUCUGUCAUCACCUUCAUACCCUGGUACUUCUUCUCCGGAGCCGGCACAAACUUGGAACGGGCUCGCCGGAUCAAGUCACGCUCAGUUAGUGGACUCCCGUUAGGGCCUUACAGGGCCAUCAACAGCCAGGAGAAGCUGGUGGCAUGGAUGCACCCCAAGGUGGACACCCUGGACAAAAUGUUUGAAUACGCUGCGAUCCGGUUUCCACAAAGAGACUGUCUGGGCACCAGGGAGGUGCUCAGUGAGGAGGAUGAGCUCCAGCCUAACGGCAAGGUCUUCAAGAAGGUAAUCCUAGGGAAUUAUAACUGGCUGUCGUACGGGGAAACCUACCAGGCAGCAAAGUGUUUUGGCAGCGGUCUGGCAGCGCUUGGCCAGAGGCCCCAGUGUAGAAUCGCCAUCUUCUGCGAGACCAGAGCAGAGUGGAUCGUGGCGGCACAAGCCUGUUUCAUGUACAAUUUCCCACUUGUGACCCUCUAUGCCACUCUUGGACCCACGGCCAUCGCCCAUGGCCUGAACGAGACGGAGAUCACGCACAUCAUCACAAGCAAAGUCCUGCUUCAGAGCCGUCUCAAGGCCAUACUGUGUGACGUGCCGAGGCUGCAGUACAUCAUUGUAGUUGACAGUAAACCCACAAGCUGGCCAAACCUCCCCAGAGGCAUCACGGUUUACAGCAUGGACGCUGUGACGGAGAUGGGAUCCAAGCCCGACAAUUUAGCAGUAGACCGCAGCCAGCCGGAGACCUUGGACAUUGCGGUCAUCAUGUACACCAGCGGCUCCACAGGCAUCCCCAAGGGUGUCAUGGUCUCCCAUGGCAACAUCAUUGCUGGCAUUACUGGCAUGGCUGAGCGAAUCCCUAACCUCAAUGAAUCAGACACCUAUAUUGGCUACCUGCCGCUGGCGCACGUUUUAGAACUCAGCGCUGAACUUGUGUGCAUCUCUCACGGCUGUCGCAUCGGAUACUCCUCCCCUCAGACUCUAGCUGACCAGUCUACAAAGAUAAAGAAGGGCAGUAAAGGGGACACCAGUGUGCUGAAACCUACUCUCAUGGCUGCUGUACCAGAGAUCAUGGAUCGAAUCUACAAGAAUGUCAUGACCAAAGUGGAGGAGAUGAGCAAACUCCAGAGGACGCUCUUUGUGCUGGCUUACAACUACAAGAUGGAGCAGAUCUCCAAGGGCUACAGCACGCCUCUCUGUGACAGUCUGGUGUUCAAACGGGUGCGUGCGCUCUUGGGAGGGAACAUGCGGGUUCUGCUUUCUGGCGGAGCUCCUCUCUCAGCUGCGACACAGCGCUUCAUGAACAUCUGCCUGUGCUGCCCUGUGGGGCAGGGCUACGGCCUGACGGAGACCUGUGGAGCUGGCACCAUCAGUGAGAUGUGGGACUACAGCACAGGACGAGUUGGUGCUCCAUUGGUUUGUUCAGAAAUCACACUGAAGGACUGGGAGGAGGGUGGUUACUACAGCACAGACAAGCCCAACCCACGGGGGGAAAUUUUGAUUGGCGGUCCCAAUGUAACGAUGGGCUACUACAAAAAUAAAACCAGGAACUGUCAGGACUUUUUUGUGGAUGAGAGCGGCCAGAGAUGGUUCUGUACAGGAGACAUUGGAGAGGUUCACCCCGAUGGAUGCCUAAAGAUUAUUGACCGUAAGAAGGACCUGGUGAAAUUGCAGGCAGGCGAGUACGUCUCUCUGGGAAAAGUGGAGGCGGUUUUGAAGAACUGCUCACUCAUAGACAACAUCUGUGCCUAUGCUAACAGUGACCAGUCGUAUGUGAUCAGCUUUGUGGUGCCUAACCACAAGCAGCUGAUGACGCUGGCGGAGCAGAUGCAGGUGAGGGGCACAUGGGAGGAGAUGUGCAAUAACUCCCAGAUGGAGAAAGAGGUCCUCCGCAUCAUUACUGAAGCUGCCCUCGCAGCAAAAAUGGAGCGGUUCGAGAUCCCGAUGAAGAUCCGUCUGAGCGCGGAGCCCUGGACUCCUGAGACCGGGUUGGUGACUGACGCAUUCAAACUGAAACGCAAGGAGAUCAAAACACACUACCAGGAAGACAUUGAGAGAAUGUACGGAGGAAAAUAACAUAUGCAAACACACUACAAACAACGCAUACACAUGUAUACUUGCACACAUACACAAGGAGCUCAGAAGCCACUACCAGGAAUACUUGGAGAGCAGUUAUACUUUAGAUAUAGGUAACAAACACACACACACAUUAUUACAGACACACAAAGCGUCUCGUGUAUCUCCUCCUCGGCUUCCCUGCGACCAGCUUCGAUCAAAAGAGAGGAAGAACUCUUGAAUCCAGCGUAAUGCUCCCUGUCAAGACCAAAAGACACUUGAACCAGCUGGCGCGACGCACUCACUGUUCCCCCUUUGAGUUUCUAUGACAACCAAGGCCGGACAUGAAGUAGGACGUCCGUAUGACUCGGAGGGAAAUAAAUGUCAGGCUAGACGUAUAUCUGGAUCAAUGUCAGCGCGUCCUCUCUGUUGCGUCUCUUCCUCCCUUGCUCUCUGGAGCCUUCCACCAAUUCAGCAUGGUCGUGGACUUGUAGUGCAGAUACCUGGCAGGGACAUGGGGGAGCACGAGCCUGAUAGAGGGAUCCCUCCUGGGCUUUAAGUAACUUUCAGGUUGGAAUCAAUGCAGGGAUCUCUAUUAACUUUUUAAUGAUUUUUUUUAUUUUUUAUUAUAUAUUUUUUAGGUGUCGCUAUGUUUCCUUCAUGUUCGGUUUGUCAGCUUUGAACCCCAUUUGAUGAUCAUUGUUUUGUGUGGGAGGAAUCGGUGUUGCAAAGCCAUGAGAGAUUGAGCAUUUUAUUACUUUUUUCUUACCUUUUAUGGUUAUAAUAUUCUGAGUGUCUUUAUUUCUCCUCCUGUUUUUUUUUAUUGCCAAUUUGUUUACACGAAGUACUUCAAUGAGCUUUGUUUAAGUUGUUGUUUUGGGUUUUUUUUGUCUUUUCCUUCCCUUCUUCUGAGUGUGUCCCAAAGUUUGUACAUUUGAGUGUGUGUGUGUUUACUGACUUGACAAGUAGAAGCAUCCAGUCUCCCUUCUGCUGUCGGCCUUUGCAGUAGGGUCAAACAUCAAUUGUUAAAGGCAUCCAUUGGGACUUUUUCCAUCACUUCUCUUUGCCCACAGAUUAAUUUAAUCAGCCCCUGGAUGCCCCCCAACCAGUGUCAUAAUAGAUAUUUUGUUGGUUCACUGAUCAUACCGUAGCCCUGCCACGUAUUCCUCCAGUCAUGACCAAUGCUCUUAGUUCUCAAGGGGAACUUUGCCCGGCGUAGAAAAAAAAGUUACAUUAGUUAGCCUUUCAUUGGUUUCUCUCCCGGUUACUUUUUUUGGCACAACUGUACAUGUUAUCCUUUUUUUUUUGCCAUAGGUCUAGUUACAGUUUGUCUGUUUUUACUCAUGAAUAUGAAAUACAAAAUGAAUGUGCAAUAUUUAUACACAAAUUUUAAACAAGUGUGUAGGAAGGAAAUAAACGCACAUAGAGCAGCCCCUCGGUAGUGUAUGAAUGUUAAGGUCUGUUACUCGUAUUGGAAGACCUGUAAGAGCACAAGCAUAGGAAUAAAGAAGAGGACGGUAGAGAGACACUGACGGGGAACUCUAGAUGUAGCCCAUGUGAACGUACUGUGCUAAACAAUGUAAUAUUCUUUAUUAAGACUGUAAAGUGAAAUUUAAUAUUGGGCAUUGUAGAAACCACAUAAUGAAAAGUGUGCAACUGUACCAAAGCACCUGAAUAUAUAUUUAAAAGAGAAACGAGAGGAUCGCGCUCCAGUCGGACAACUGAAGAGAUUCCUUAUCAAUACACUCCUUAUUCAAUUGUAAGUAUGAAGCAUAAACUCACCAGACCUCAUAGUAUCUUCAAAUUGGUUUAUGUAUAUGACACUGUAUGUACAAUUUAUAUGAAAAGGGUCAACUGCCAUUUGUUUGAACUCAUGUGUAACAUACUUUAUGCAUUAAUUACUGUAGUUUUCUGAGUCAUUCAGAUUGCUGGGGAUAUGAUCUGAAAAGCAUAAGUACAUGUGACAACCUUGCUUCAGUCUUUCUUUCUUCUCUUCACAUUUAUGGGCAGAAGAUUAAAUAGUGUUUGGUCAGUGGUUCGUCGUAAGAGUGACAUCUUUCGCACAGCUGCCCUCCUUGUAACGCAGAUCUGGCUUUGCUUGUACUAAAGACAUUUAGUGUUAUUAAAGGUACAGUCAGGUACUCUAACUACUCUUAUCAGAUGUCUGCUAGCGCUACGUAAAAAGGUUAUUUUAGCAUGUAAUAAAACAAUUGACAGUACUAUCAUGAUGAGGGGGGGGAAGUCAUUCCUCCCUGUUUUGUAGAACAGUUCUCUCGACAUUUUAGUGGAAAGUCGGUAGCUUACUGUGCUGUUUGCUGCUUUUCCUCUGCCUGGCUGGAGGCGGCUAGUUGCCUUCUGACACACAUGAGCUGUCUUCAGGGGUCUUAAGAAUGUGAAGCACUUCCCACGUUUUGUCGAUAGCACACAUUGCUGUGUCCUACUACAUCUAUAACUAACGGCAAGGCAAAGACGGUGGGGCGGUGCAAAGACCACUCCUGUUGUUGUUUUCACUUGCUUUGUAAAUAGGUUGAGAGGGGAGGGGGAUCAAUGAUUCUAGUACAUUCAAACUACCAAUAAUUGUACAGGUUUAAAAUCUCCUGUUAUAUUUAAUUAUCUUUAUUACUGACCAGUUUUUGGGGGUCACUUUGUUGAUUUGUGUGGUUAAGUGACCCUGCGAGCCAGGCUAUUUGCAAGUGUCUCCUUCCUUAUUUAUUUGUAAUUUGGCCUUGAAAAUUAUGUAAUAAAUAAAAAGGUUUGUGUUGUAAUUA